This is a messenger RNA of Fragaria vesca subsp. vesca, 4222 nucleotides long. Its product is annotated as mechanosensitive ion channel protein 8-like. NCBI's taxonomy places the organism in Eukaryota, Viridiplantae, Streptophyta, Magnoliopsida, Rosales, Rosaceae. The transcript is spliced from 21 exons. Bases 359 to 4222 code for a protein of 1287 amino acids. Gene Ontology annotation, biological process: protein phosphorylation. Gene Ontology annotation, molecular function: protein kinase activity; ATP binding. The record is from RefSeq and is a predicted model, not a curated record.
GGUGAUAUAAGCAAAGAAGGUAUUGUUAAGAAUCCACGUCAACAUCGUCAACCCCCGUUUUUCUACGUUGUUUCUUCUUCUUCUUCUUUACCAAAUCACGAUUACAGGGAGUGGAUUAAGGUCUGUUUUUGUUUAGUUGGGACAGAACAUGCAGGAAACCGUGGGCUCGGUUUCGGCCAUUGUUUCUCUCCGUACACGAAAGGACGCACUUCACUAAUCCGCUGUCGUUUUGGUUUCUGUACAACGUAUUAAACGCAGGGGUUGAGCAGCAGAUUAAGGGACCACCAGGUUUUUGAGGUUUGUUGAUCAAACGAUCUCGAAACGGUGCCGUUUUUGUGUAUGGUGGCGCGGUGAUCAUAUGGCGGAGGAGGACACGGAGAGUCGGUGUAGCAUACCCGCGGGGUUUUCGCCGGCUUUGACCAAGAAGCAAAAGCUGAAAGUGAAUAUCUACAAUGAAGUUCUGGUUCGGCUUAAAGACUCGGAUGUUUCGGAGGCCCGACAACCCGGUUUCGAAGAUGAACUCUGGUCUCAUUUCAAUCGCCUCCCAACUAGAUAUGCUUUGGAUGUGAAUGUGGAGAGGGCACAAGAUGUUCUCAUGCAUAAAAGACUAUUACAUAUGGCACAUGACCCGGCCACUAGACCCGCAGUAGAAGUCCGUCUUGUGCAGGUUCAUUCUUCUUCUGGUUCAAACUCAUCCAGAAAGGCAGAUGCUCAGUGUUCUGGUUCUGCUGGCAAACAGAGUCAUCCACCACCAGCAUUUGGUUUGUCGGAAGACCUUGAACUUGCUCUUGAAGCCAAGAAGUUACAAGUUCAACAUGGGAAUAACACUGUUCCAAGGCCGAUUUAUGAAAUUACAAUCUCAACUAGUGACAAGCCCAAACUCCUCAGUGAGCUGACAUCCUUAUUAUCUGACAUCGGACUAAACAUUCAAGAAGCACACGCUUUUUCUACAACAGAUGGCUACUCCUUGGAUGUCUUUGUCGUUGAUGGUUGGGAAUGUGAGGAAACUGAACGGCUUAGACAGACAUUGGUAAACGUAAUACUAUGGAGUGAGAAGAAUCCUUGCUUGGAUCACAAUGUUAUGCCCCCUGUUCUGGGGCCAGACGGUGGAAUGAAGGUCACUGGUGAUCAUGUCAGCACAUCCAGUGAAGGAAAAGAUAUCUGGGAAAUUGAUUCCAGCCUAUUGACAUAUGAAAAGAAAAUUGCUUCUGGAUCAAAUGGUGAUUUAUAUCAAGGUACUUUCUGUGGUCAAGAUGUGGCCAUCAAAGUUCUUAGCACUGACCGCCUAAAUGAAACUAUGAAGGAGUUUGCGCAAGAAGUCUCUAUAUUGAGAAAAGUUCGGCACAAGAAUGUUGUUCAAUUCAUAGGGGCAUGCACUAAACCUCCUAACCUCUGCAUAAUUACUGAAUUUUUGUCUGGGGGUAGCAUGUAUGACUUUCUGCGUAACCAAAAGGGUGCUUUUUCACUUCAGUCCUUGCUCAAAGUUGCAGUUGAUGUUUCCAGGGGAAUGAAAUACUUGCACCAAAAUAAUAUAAUCCACAGGGACUUGAAAGCUGCUAAUCUUUUGAUGGAUGGAAAUGGAGUUGUCAAAGUAGCUGAUUUUGGGAUUGCUAGAGUACAGGCACAAUCCGGUGUCAUGACUGCAGAAACUGGCACUUACCGUUGGAUGGCUCCAGAGGUUAUAGAACAUAAACCUUAUGAUAACAAAGCCGAUGUUUUUAGCUUUGGGAUUGUUCUGUGGGAGCUUCUUACAGGAAAGCUUCCCUAUGAGAACUUAACACCACUACAAGCAGCACUUGGUGUCGUCAAGAAGGGUCUGAGGCCUCCGAUUCCAAAGCACACUAACCCCAUGUUAGUUGAGUUAAUGGAGAGUUGCUGGCAGCAUGACUCAUCCUUGAGACCUGAGUUCUCAGACAUUGUAAAUAUGUUGCGACAGAUGACUAGGAGGGUUGCGGAUGAAAGGGAGGAUCGGAGAAAGGGAAAAUCAGCCAAACUCGUGCAACUUUCCUUAGUUGGAAGCUCACUGAGACACGAAGGAGACCCUGUUUUGAAAAUGGCAGAGAGACCAGAGCAAGUAGAGGUCGAGAUCGAAAGAAGCUCAGGUGACACAGUUGGUGUGGAGUCUUUCCGACGGAGAAGCAAAGAUCAGGUACCGGAAGCUGCACCGAACUCGGGUGGAGCUCAAGUUCUGAGGUGCAGCUCAAGUAACGCUUGGAAGCCUCCAAUGAGCAAGACCAGGUCCAGGCUUAUUGACCCACCUGAAGAUUGUCGGCCCAAGUCAGAUAAGGUGGGCCAUGACGAGGACGAUGGCUUUGACGUUGAUGAUAUUCCGGAAGAGUACAAGAGGAUGAAGUUCAACACUUUGACGUUAGUUCAAUGGGUGAGUCUUGUUUGUGUUUUGGGUGCUUUAGUUUGUAACUUUUGGAUUCCUAUGAUAAGGAGGCAAAAGGUGUGGGAUCUUCCGAUUUGGAAAUGGGAGUUGUUGGUUUUGGCAUUGAUUUGUGGGCGUUUGGUUUCGGGUUGGGGGAUUCGGGUGGUUGUGUUCUUUGUGGAGAGGAAUUUCCUGUUGAGGAAGAGGGUUUUGUAUUUUGUUUAUGGGUUGAGAAAGGCUGUGCAGAAUUGUCUCUGGUUGGGUUUGGUUUUGGUGGUGUGGCAUUUGAUAUUUGAUAAGAAGGUUGAGGAGGAGACCAGGAGUAGGGUCUUACCUUAUGUGACUAGGACACUGGUGUGUUUUUUGGUUGCUACCUUGAUUUGGCUUGUGAAGACAAUACUUGUCAAGGUCCUUGCUUUGUCUUUCCAUGUAAAGGCGUAUUUCGAACGAAUUCAGGAGGCUUUGUUCAACCAGUAUGUGAUUGAGACGCUUUCUGGUCCUCCUUUGUUCGAAAGGCAGCACAUACAAGAAGAGGAGGAAAAGGCUGCAGCGGAGAUUAGGGAGUUUCAGAAGGCUGGGGCUUGUAUGCCUCGCGAGCUCAGGGCAACUCUUCUUUCAAGGAAUGGGAGGGCUUUGGGGAGUGGUGGACUGCAGAGUAGCCCCACAAUCGGGAGGAGUCCUAGAUUUUCUAGGCCUACAACGCCUAAAUCUGUGAAGCAAGAUGAGGAGAUCCCAGUUGACCAUUUGCAUAAGCUGAAUCAGAAAAAUGUAUCGGCUUGGAAUAUGAGGAGAAUGGUGAAUAUCAUCCGGCACGGCUCCUUAACCACUCUAGAUGAACAUAUACUAGAUAUUAAGGACGAUGCAUCUGUGGAGAUCAGAACUGAAUGUCAGGCAAAAGAGGCAGCCAAGAAUAUAUUCCUCAAAGUAGCCAAGCCAGGUUUCCAAUGCAUUUUCCUUGACGAUCUGAUGCGCUUUAUGAAUAAAGAUGAAGCCUUGAAGACGAUUGGUCUCUUUGGAGCAGCAAGUGAGCAUGAUGGGAUCAGCAAGUGUACUCUUAAAAAUUGGGUGGUGACUGCAUUUAGAGAGAGAAGAGCUCUAUCAUUGUCUCUCAAUGAUACAAAAACAGCAGUUGAUGAACUCCACAAUUUAUUAAACAUCCUUGUGGGUGUGAUAAUUGUGAUAACCUGGUUCAUUAUACUUGGGAUUCCAAUCACCCACUUCCUUGUGUUCAUAAGCUCCCAAAUUCUUUUGGUUGUAUUUAUAUUUGGGAACACAUGCAGGACUGUUUUCGAAGCAAUCAUCUUUCUGUUUGUAAUGCACCCAUAUGAUGUGGGUGAUCGUUGUGAAGUGGAUGGAGUCCAGAUGGUAGUUGAUGAGAUGAAUCUAUUAACGACAGUGUUUCUGAAGUUUGAUAACCAGAAGAUUAUAUACCCCAACAGUGUUCUUUCAACCAAGCCAAUUGCUAAUUAUUAUCGUAGUCCAGACAUGGGAGACGCUAUUGAUUUCUGUGUUCAUAUAUCAACUCCAUUGGAUAAGUUGGCCAUUGUGAAAGAACGAAUCAUAGGGUACAUUGAAACCAAGACUGACCACUGGCAUCCAGCACCAAUGGUGGUCUUGAGGGAUGUGGAGGAACUGAACAAACUGAAGAUAUCAGUGUGGCUUACACACAAGAUGAAUCACCAGGACAUGGUGGAGAGAUGGAGUCGGAGAGCCCUUUUGAUCGAAGCAAUGGUCAAAGUGUUCAAAGAGCUUGACAUUCAGUAUCGAUUGCUGCCUAUCGAUGUCAAUGUCCGAAACAUGCCAAGUUCAACCUCCAAACCCCCUUCAAAUUGGACUGCUUGUGCUCCCUAA